AUGGCGAUGGCCGUGAACGCCACCGAGCUCUACGUCUCCGCCUGCCGCUGCGCCGUGCUGAUGUCGGGUCGCGACGAGGGCGAGAGGCAGGAGGAGGAGCAGCAGCAGGUGCCCGUGCGGCGGGAUGAUGAUGAUGAUGAUGGCGGUGGUGGUGGUGAGAAAGAGGAGGAGGAGACGACGCGGGAAGACGACGACCGUCGACGCCGCCGCCGCCGUCGUGAGGAGGAGCGGGAUGAGGAGAUGGCGUCGCGCCGGGGUUACGAGGCCGACCUGCGCACGCUGCUGCCGUACCUGCGCCAGUCGCUCUCCUGCGCCGUCUGUGGGAGUCUCCUGAAAGAUCCGGUUGGCCCGGGAAGGUCGGUGUGCCAACACUUUGUGUGCCGAAGGUGCGCAGGGCAGAAGAUGCAGAUGAAGCCGGCGUGCAGUUGGUGCAAAGACUACGGGGCGUUCGUGGAAAACGAGCAGCUUCGUGUUCUCCUGGCGUGUUACAAAAAGCUUUGCGAGUUUAUAUCGGGCUGCGACGUCGUGGGGAACGUGGCAGAGGAAAACAUGUUUCCGUUUAGUUUGAAUAUUUUGCUGGAAGAAGGCAUAACGUUGGUGCAAGAUGAAGACAAGUCCCGGGUACCGUGCUGCACGGAGAAAGCUAUGAAAAUAAUACGCAGAUUGACUCCGCUGCAGGUGGUUCAAGUGCAGACCGCACAAAGAUCUGUCACCUCAAAUCAACCAGUUGACAUUGCUGAAAGAAGUGUUAAAAUUGGGAAGAAAACUUUUAGAAGUGUUACUAAGAGAAAGAUCUUGAAAAGAUGUUUGCCACAGACAAGUAAAGAUGCCUGUGGUGUGGAAGCGACUGAGCAUCAAAACAUUAUUCAGCCGACCACUGAGGGGCUUCCUUUGUUACACAAAAAGUCAUCUGAUGAACGUUUGUGUACCUCAGUACUAAAAAAAACUACUGAUAAUAAACAUAGCAGUGUCACUGAAAGACUAAAGAAUAUGGUAAGCACAUACAAUGCUAAAUACAGAAAGAUUAAAAAGUUACGAGGUUUUCAAGAGUGUGUUAGCUCAGUGAAAUCUGUGUGCAAAAAGCCAAAAGGAAAAACAGGGUGUAAAUGUGGUCGUGCACCAUGCACCACUAGCGUUCUUACAUGCCGAGGGCAGCGCUGUCCCUGUUAUGCAAAUCGUAAGGCUUGUCAAGAUUGCAUAUGCUGUGGGUGCAACAAUUCCUACAUGGAAAAUGGUAGAAAGAAAUUGGAAUCUUUUGCUGUCCCUGAGAUGGCUCACAAGCAGAGCCGAUUGCAGAAGAAUGUCAGUGGUGCAAGUCCAUCGGCCUCCACAAAACAUUGUGGACAGGAGUAGACAUUAAAUGGAUCUGACUUUUUACUUUUUCACCAGGAAUUUGUUUAGUCUUGUGAAAAUAACACGAAUUGUGUAAAUCAGUUUCGCAGUUUUGAACGUGCUGUAGAUUUACUUCUUCCCGCCCCUUUCCCCAAACACAGUGUUCUUCUAUUUUUUUGAAAAAAGCAGGCAGUUUUGAUCAAUCCUAGACCAAAGAUGGGAAUAAAAAUUGUGGGCAAACCGGUAGCAUUUUGCAUUUGGGUUAAAUGAUUACUCUCAAUUUGCUAUAAGGAUUAGCAUUGCCUUUAUUGUGCUGUUUGUAAGCCAUGUGUUAAAUGCAGGUGUUGUUGUUGUAUCCUUAAAUUCUGCUAUAACCAAUGAAAAGGAUUUAUUAAUUGUGUAAUCAGUAAUCGUCGGAUGAUGUCCGAAGGCACUGGACAGUCAAGGGUUUGCACCUGAGCUGGAGGGUUUGAAUC
Messenger RNA from Callorhinchus milii (elephant shark), 1808 nucleotides. RefSeq names its product E3 ubiquitin-protein ligase MSL2-like. Lineage: Eukaryota; Metazoa; Chordata; Chondrichthyes; Chimaeriformes; Callorhinchidae. The transcript has 2 exons. The record is from RefSeq and is a predicted model, not a curated record. Gene Ontology annotation, cellular component: MSL complex. Gene Ontology annotation, molecular function: ubiquitin protein ligase activity. Bases 1 to 1353 code for a protein of 450 amino acids.